Sorex araneus (European shrew) is the source of this 2590-nucleotide messenger RNA. It is a transcript of the gene C11H10orf90, whose product is annotated as chromosome 11 C10orf90 homolog. The record is from RefSeq and is a predicted model, not a curated record. Gene Ontology annotation, cellular component: cytosol; centriole; centrosome. Gene Ontology annotation, biological process: regulation of centriole replication. The transcript has 10 exons. NCBI's taxonomy places the organism in Eukaryota, Metazoa, Chordata, Mammalia, Eulipotyphla, Soricidae. The coding region runs from base 129 to 2216 and encodes 695 amino acids.
GGGGACGUCGUCUGGGCGGGCCCGUCCGAGCUGCCUUAUCCCCUCACAGGGGACUCUCGGCGUCCGGCUGACGUGUCGCCCAGACCUGAUGUGUGCCCCAGCUCCUGGUCUGUCUUGGAGAAAGUUCCAUGUGCGCUGGAGGAGAGUAUGUCUUUGGCUUUUGUGGGAUGAGAGCCUUCCACUUACCUACUGAGCCCAGUUCUUCCACUUCUCAGGGCCGGAGCCGGCUGCCCCCUGCUGCCGAGGACGGCCGUGCCGGGACCAGGCAUGAGGACCUGCCCCCCACAGGGUCACAGGACACGCGGCCCCUUGGGAGCUGUCCCGGCGCCCUGCGCCGUCUCCAGGCUGACGCGGCGUGGAGCUCGGGCCUCAGCCAGGGCUCGCCGGACGCGAGGAUGCUGACGCCCCCCGCCGCGCUGACGCCCCCCGCGGCCGUCCCGCAGCCCGCCGAGGAGCCGGGCGGCCCCGGGAGCGGGUCCCGCGCCGUGCGGAGGCCCGUGGUCUGCCUGCCCAGCGGCGCGCGGACGGCGCGGCCGUGGCCCCCCGAGACGACGCCGGACAGCGGCCCCCCGCGAGGCUUCGCGUCCAUCACCAUCACGGCCAGGCGCGUGGACACGCCGGGCGGCUCCGCGCCGUGGGGGGCCGCUGGGGAGCCGGCCCCGCGCGCGCCCGCAGAGGGGGGCGCAGACGCCCCCAGAAGCCGCGCCGCGGGCCGGCCGGGCCCCGGGGGGCGCUGGGAGCGCCGGACCCCGCGCGGGGACCACCGGGACGACGGCUGCUCGCUGGUGGGCCCGCUGGUGUUCAGCUCCUGCGUCCACAUCAGGGUGUCCCGGCAGGGGCCCGGCUCCGUGUUCCGGCUGGACGCGCCCCUGCCCGCGCCCCUGCCCGCGCCCCGCGGGGCCAGCCCCCCGCCCCGCUCCGUCCUGUCGCUCAGCCUCAGCUGCAGUUCCCCGAGCCCGGCGCCAGGUGGCGGCGGCGGCCCGGCCAACGGAGGGUCCAAGAGCCGCGCCCCGCCCGGGGCCCCGCGCUGGCCCCCAGGUCUGCGGCAGACUUGGCUGCAGGAGAACCCACGCUCGGACCAGGGGCCGCGGGGGACCGGCUCGUGUCCUUGGCGGUGCUGCCUGGCGCACGCGGACGCCGCGGACGCCCGGACCAGCCUCGCCGCUGGUGGAGCAGAGGCCGCAGGGAAGGCCGCGCGCUGUCCACCCCGCCAGCUGGCCAUCCACAUCCCCGGCUGGAGCUACGCGGCAGUCGAAACAAAGGUACUUUCUGGAAGCAACGAGAAAGAGCCGGCAAACGCUCAGGAUGUGCCGCCUGCCGCCCCCGCGGCCCAGGCCCGGGAGACGGGGGGGCGUCUCCCCGGGGGCUCUGGAGCGCCAAGCAACAGGGGUCAGGCCCGCUGCCCCCCGGGGCCUGCCGGGAGCCAGGGCCACGGCCUCACGCGGCCCAGAGCCCCUUCACCCGGCCGCCUUUGCCCUUCGCGAGGGGCGUGCCCGGCCCCCCUGGAAGACCCCGGUGUUGAGGUAGAAAGAGCGCCCCCCGGAGGAGACUACACCUGCUGCGACCUGGUGGUGCAGAUAAAGGGGUGCGAGAGGAGUCGGGGCGCCCCCAGCCCCGAGCCCACGGCACCGCCCCCGGAGCCAGAGGCGCCCCAGCAGGCCGGAGCCCCCGAGAGCCAGCACAGGGCCCCGGGCGCCCUGACCCUGCAGGAGGCGCUGCUCGCCCGGUGCCCGCAGUUCGUCUCCCGCUCGCAGGAGCGGCUGAGGAGGCUGGAGCACAGGGCGCGGCAGAGGAAGGCCCAGCAGGAGACGGCGCAGAAGCCGGCCCCCCGGCCCCUGGCGCAGAGGAAGCCCGUCACCGUGCCCCAUCCCCUCAGCGGAUCUAUAAUAACCUGCCGGAAGUGCGGAAGAAGAAGGAAGAGCAGAAGAAACGGGUCGUCCUGCAGAACAACAGGCUCCGGGCCAACGUCUUCAAAAAGCAACUGCUGGACCAGCUCCUUCAGAGGACGGCCGUCUAGCCGGGGCCCGGCCCUGCCUGGACCCUCGACGCCGGAUAAGCCACUACACCUCACUUCCUCCCGCGGCUUCUCUCACUACAGACGGCUCCUUUGUCUAAGGGGAAGCACGGCCUCGAGCAGCGCCAGCCCCACCCCAGCAGGAGAGAUAACCCCACGGGGCCUCUCCAUGAGGGCCCCCUCUCCUCCCGGUUGCUGUUAACUCAUGCCUUUGACCCUGUGCUCUGGAAGGGGGGCGCAAAUCCAGGCCGAACUCCCUCCCCGAGACACCAGUCCCCAGCGCCCGCCUCGUCUGCAGACCCCGGUCCAGCACCUGGAGCCCCCAGGGGAGGGAAACUCGUUUCCCGAGAUGGCAGCAGCUGGCCGUGGACAGAGUGGGCAGAGCACUUUGGACACGGAGAGGAGACCCGAGGGACCCCAGUGGCGCCCCCUCUGACAGCCCCUUCCUCGUCCCAUGUCAUUUCCACGGGAGGACCGAGACAGAAGAAGCUGGAAAAGUGGUGACUUCUCCCCGCAGCGCUUUGAGGCCCCAAUUUCUACCCCCGAAUUGGUUUUAUUAAAAGGAGCCGGAGGGUC